GUGGUAGAAAUGAGUGAAGUGCAUGGAGGUGUGGAAGGGGGCGGAACUCACUCCAAAGCAGUGCUGCUCUCCUCUGCAGGGGAGAUCCUCGCCGAGACAGAUGGACCCUGCACCAAUCACUGGUUAGUUGGUGCUGAUAAGUGUAUCGAAGGCAUUAACGAUAUGAUCCAGAAGGCAAAGAUCAGUGCGGGGCUGGAUCCCAACACACCCAUUUAUUCUCUGGGCAUGUCACUAAGUGGUGGGGAGCAGAAGCAUGCCAUUCAAAAACUGAUUGAUGAGAUGAUGGAAAGAUUUCCUAAACUAAGCAAGAGUUAUUACAUUACCACAGAUGCUAUUGGUGCCAUGGCAACAGCAAGUGACCGUGGUGGUAUAGUACUGAUCUCAGGAACUGGUUCAAACUGUAAGCUGGUGAACCCUGAUGGCAGUCAGAUAGGCUGUGGCGGAUGGGGUCACAUGAUGGGGGAUGAAGGCUCAGCGUAUUGGAUCUCUCAUCUUGCUGUAAAAGCAGUAUUUGAUGCCAAGGAUAACCUGGUCACACCUCCACAUGAUAUCACCUAUGUUAAAAAAGCCAUGGAGGACUACUUCAAGGUGUCGGAUCUGAUGGGCAUGCUCCCCCACCUGUACAGAAACUUCCAGAAAUCAUAUUUUGCUGGCUUCUGUAGAAAACUGUCUGAAGGUGCUAAUGCAGGUGAUGCCUUCUGUCGAUAUGUGUUUACCCAGGCUGGUAAAGUUCUAGCACAGCACAUUGUAGCAGUGCUUCCCAAAGUGCACCAGGAACUGUUCUUGGGUGACCUUGGCCUGCCCAUUCUGUGUGUUGGAUCUGUAUGGUUAAGCUGGGAGCUGAUGAAGGAUGGUUUCACACAGGUCCUCUCCCAGGCCAAACUGUCUGGUCACAGCAGUUUUCAGAAGUAUAGUCUUCUCACCCUACGCCAGUCAUCUGCUGUAGGUGGUGCCAAGCUGGGAGCCCAGAAUGCAGGUGCCACCAUGCCCCUGGACUACUCCACUAGUUCCAGCGUGUUCUUCAGCCACUCAUUCACUGAGCAAUGAUCAACACUAAUGAGGACCACUCAACCCUGUUUUAAUACAUAUUUGGCUCCAGUGAAGUUCAGAACAAUCAGAAAAAUACCUUGACUUAACAUUCCUAUGUAGUAUUUCAAGUGAUCUGUAUAACGUCAUUCAGUUUACAGUGGCUCUUCAGCAGCCAUAUGCUUAUUAACCCAGUGAAAGAGAGUAGGUGUAGUUACUGGGAAUGCAAGAGUUUUUUUUUUUAUUAUUAUUGUUCUUUACCUUGGAAUUAGGGUCAUUUAAUGGGGAAAAAAACCUUGAUUUAGUUCCACAUUUCCUUGCUCUUAUUUUGAAUAUAAAAAUGAAUGCAGUUCUGAGAUGUAUCUGUCCCCUUGUGCAUGAAUUGUGAAAUAUUAACUCACGUGAGAGGACAAGAGAAAGAGGCCUAAGCCCUGAUUAAAAAUCUUGAUUUAAAAAGCAUUAUUAAAAUUCAUGAUUAAAAAAGCAAAA
Molecule: messenger RNA, 1515 nt
Organism: Ictalurus punctatus (channel catfish)
Lineage: Eukaryota; Metazoa; Chordata; Actinopteri; Siluriformes; Ictaluridae
Gene: nagk
Product: N-acetylglucosamine kinase
Molecular function (GO): N-acetylglucosamine kinase activity
Source: RefSeq, marked provisional